AUGAAGUCAACCAGCGCGAGUCUCGCGUUGAGCGCUGCUGCUUCGUGUGCCUCGGCUGUCUUGGCACAGCAGACCUACCUUGAUUCGACAGCAUGCUGCUUAAAACUGAGCAAGACGACCGGCCUGGCUGACAAGGUGUUCUUCCCUGACUCGACCGACUAUACGGAUCGCAUGAGCACAUACUGGUCCGUCAGUGCAGCUCUAAACCCGUGGUGCAUCGCUCAGCCAUCGACUGCCGAGGAUGUGUCUGCCAUCAUCAAGACUUUGGUCGCCAAUAACUGCACAUUUGGCGUUCGCGGUGGGGGUCACGGAUCCUUUGCUGGGUCAAACAGUGUUGAGGAUGGUGUGACUAUCGACUUUGGUACGUCGUCUCUUGAUCGCAUUAUGAAACUUCACAUUGACAGUUCCUACCUAGGUUACAUGAACGGCACCACCUACAACCCCGACACGAAGCUUGCCUCCAUCCAGCCCGGCGGUCAUUGGCAAACAGUCUACGACACCCUCGCACCCCAUGGCGUCGUCGUCACCGGCGGCCGAGCCGGAACGGUUGGCACCGGUGGCUUCAUCACUGGGGGCGGCAACUCAUUCCACUCCGCAUCCCACGGCAUGGCCGCCGACAACGUCGCAAACUUCGAGGUUGUACUCGCGGACGGCUCCAUCGUCAACGCCAACGCGACGUCCAACCCCGACCUCUGGCAGGGUCUGAAGGGCAGCGGCGCCAACCUCGGCCUCGUCACCCGCUUCGACAUGUACGCCAUUGAGUUCCCCGACCCAACGAACCCCGUCAUCUGGGGCGGCAACAUCUUCUACGACCUCAGCUCCGGCCCGAAGGUCGUUGACGCGCUGGUAGACUUCACAGAGAACGUCUACAAGGACGAGAACAGCUCGUCCAUUAUGUACUGGGUGUACCUGCCCUCGGCAGGCGGCAUGUUCCUCAACGCUGCGAUCGAGAACGCCUUGGGAAAGGUCAGACCCCCGGCGUUUGAUGGGUACUUCGCUGCCGGCAACAUCACGCAGGACACCACGAAGCUCGACCUCAUGUCCAACGUCGCCAACGAGCUUGGCCAAGGUCAGCCCCCCGGCUUCCGAAACGCCUGGUUUACGCUGGCUUUCGACAACGACGCCCGCAUCAUCAACUACGCAGCGGAUAAGCACUACACCCUAGUUGCGGAUCUGGAGGCGGCCGUUGGUGUCGAGUCCGGCUUCAACACUCUUUGCAUGUUUCAACCGAUCACCAAGUCUAUCGUUGAGAAAGGCGUCCAGAAUGGAGGCAACAUUAUGGGCUUGGAUCACUACAUCCAGAGGGGCAACGGCAUCAUGUUCCUGCUCACGUUCGCCAUCAACGGUGCUGACAAGGAGGCCAUUGCAUUCCCUUUGAUCAAGGCUUACAUUGACGAUGUGGAGGCUCACGCGGUCUCUUUGGGAGUUGCAUGGGAGUGGAAGUACCUCAACUAUGCCCACAAGGUGCAAGAUGUCAUUUCAACCUUUGGAGAGGCUGCUGUUUCUAAGCUCAAGGCUGCUUCUGCCAAGUAUGACCCUAGUGGUGUUUUCCAGAAUCUUCGCCGUUCAGGAUUCAAGAUUCCUGUCUGA
This is a messenger RNA of Colletotrichum gloeosporioides, 1590 nucleotides long. Its product is annotated as putative FAD-linked oxidoreductase. The coding region runs from base 1 to 1590 and encodes 529 amino acids. The record is from RefSeq and is a predicted model, not a curated record. NCBI's taxonomy places the organism in Eukaryota, Fungi, Ascomycota, Sordariomycetes, Glomerellales, Glomerellaceae. The transcript is spliced from 2 exons. Gene Ontology annotation, molecular function: FAD binding.